UCUCAUUACCACGUGUGACCAGGAUCCAUCCUUACUGGAAACCAUCGUCACAGGGGGUGAGAAAUGGUGCUACUAGUUCGAUCCGGAGACCAAGCGGCAAUCAAUGGAAUGGCGUUCACUGUUUUCCCUGCGACCCUGCUGACUUCUUUCCGCUUCCCCGCCUGAAGAGCGCCAUGAAAGGCGCACGUUUUGUGGACGUGGCGGCAAUCCAAGGUUGUGUGUCAUCGAUUCCUGACAGUUUCCAGAAGCUUUAUGAACGUUGCCAAACGUGUGUUGUGAAGGAUGGCGAUUAUUUUGAAGGACAAUAAAGGUGCUUGCAGAAACAGAGGGUCCCCUACGUGACAAUUCAGCAGUAGAGGAGGUAAUCAUUGACAGAGGUAGACUCAGCUCCUUCUUUAUUGAAGACUCCAUCUAAAGCCAAGCAAGGUUUUAUGACUCCACCUCUUGCCCUGAGACUCAAACAGGAUAUAUGCAUCUAACCCAUGCCAACCUUGCACAGAGAUCUUCAGCCUCCUGGAAUGUAACUGACCUGUUAGUGGGAGCAAAGGAGGCUGUCAGAAGAAAGGAAUUUGCUAAAACAUUCUUUAGCCUUGCUCCAGCCCUGCACACAAACAGCAAUAAAGCACAAAGAGGUGGAGCACCUGCUUGCAAGGUACAUGCUGCCCUUGAUGCGAUGUUGUUGUACAGAUAAGCUUGUCUUCAAGGAACACUGUUGCCCGGGAACUUUCAGGAUCCACAUCUCCUCCGCAAGUUCAAGAAGUGGAGAUAUUUAAAAAUAGAUCUUGGAUUACAAAUUCAUAAUACUGUGAUACAUUGACAUCUAACAGAUUCCGGACCUUGCACAACACCUACAGAGUUGCUUGGAGACGUAUCGCCUGUGUUUGUAUAAUUGACUGUUAGAUUACGCCAAGGUGCUGGAGAGCAUGGACAUCCCUUUAGGUCAACCUACUAACAGAGGCUUCUCCAGAAGCAACGUUUUGCCAAAUAGAAAUUUUUAAGUGUUAGAACGAUUCCACAUUCCACUAGCCACAUGCAGGGGGCUCUAGGAGAAAACAAAGUUGCGGACAGUAAUGUGAAAAAAAUUCUUAUGUCCUGUCUGAAAGGGCAACAGGUCAUCAUCAAAAUGGAGGCCAUGAAGAUCAUACAGGCAGAGAAGUUCUCUGAAUGCCAGAACUCUCAGCCGCGGUACGGUCCUCCAUUACGGAGGGAGCCUACUCUAGUUGCCAAACGGGCCUGGCCUUCAGAAUCGGAAAUUAUCGUCAACCAGGCCUGCGGGGAGAUGUCCAGUCUAGAUGGCACUCCAGGCACUUUGGGGCUUCCCAGGACACCUCCUCCACCACGGCGUGAGAAGAUCUACCCUGGCCAACGGAAGGCGAGCACAGAGAUUUGUUACCAUCGCAAAACUCCGUCUGAUGAGGUCAUUGUAAACCAGUAUGUGCUGCAUCCGUCCACUCCUUGUGAGCCUUUAGAGUGUCCGACUUGUGGUCACAUGUACAAUUUCACCAACAAGAGGCCCCGUAUCUUGUCCUGUCUCCACUCUGUCUGUGAGGAAUGCCUUCAGAUCCUCUACGAAUCUUGUCCGAAGUACAAGUUUAUUUCCUGCCCCACCUGUAAAAGGGAAACGGUGCUCUUUACAGACUAUGGCCUAGCUGCCCUUGCUGUCAACACCAGCAUUCUCAACCGGCUACCAUCCGAAGCCCUCGCGGCCAACCCGGUGCAAUGGAGCAGCGAAGCUGACCGCAGCUGUUAUCAAACCUUCCGCCAGUACUGUGGUGCAGCAUGCAGCUGUCAGAUUCGUAAUCCACUCUCUUCCUGUUCAAUUAUGUAGCUAUUUGGCAAGCAGUAUUAUCUUGGAUAGUGCCGAAAGUGGAAUCCAAAGCUACUGGAUACAGGCAACCAACUUUCUCUCCAAAACUUUGUUACAUAUCGGUCAAAUAGACUUUGUGGUUGACAGUGAUAUCUAAACCAAUUUAGUUUACAUCUUUCAAUUCAUCUUGGUGAACUUGCUUCUCUUUGUAGUUUUGUCUGUCCCAACUCACCCUCUCUCGUUCUUUCUCUCUCUCUCUCGUCUUCCCAAGCCUUGACUUUUUUCCCUUCUUUUAUCUGUCUUUUUUCCUAACAACCUUUUCUAAGUGGCAAUGUACAUAGGCAUGGAUGGACGGGUAUAGACUGUGACUUGACCAUAUCAGUAAAAAGUCUCUUUUUCUGUAACCAGCUGUGUCACCUAAGCCCAGUACCAAGCACAACAUUUGGUGGCGUAAAAUGUCUGGUGUUAUCGGCUGAGGUUGUCCUGGAAUUCCCUCUACACCAGUAGGAAACACUGCUGUCACCUCUCUCUAUCUCUCUCUCUCUCUCUCUCUAUCUCUAUCUCUGUCAAAAUUGUUUUGCCAAAGCUUUUGUUUCAUUUGCUGACCAAGACAAAAACAAAUAUGAAAUAAUAAGAAAUGAUAUAUUUUAAAUUAUUGUAUGUAUUUGAAAAAGAUAAAAAAAAAAAUCAAAAAAAAAAAUCACUGCUCCGCAUUAACCACUUUGCAGGUCCUUCUUGCAUCAGUUUAACCUUUUCACCACUGGAGAGAUCUACAGUAGAUUGCAGCGCAAUAUAUUGGUGAUCUUUGCAGUGGAAAUUAAAAGGAAAGGUCGGUUUGUGACCAACGUGUUCUGAUGGGAGAAUCAGGGUGGGAGGAGUCAAUCUCUUGUUUCCGUUUAAGGGUAUGUCAUGUUUCUCUUUUUUGAAAGGAGCCCUGCUAUUUAAUAGCUUUGCUGACAAGAGACAACUGUUAUUGUAGCUAGUCUGAAAUAUCCAUCAACUGUAUAAAUGGCUACAAACACACUCA
Molecule: messenger RNA, 2834 nt
Organism: Rana temporaria (common frog)
Lineage: Eukaryota; Metazoa; Chordata; Amphibia; Anura; Ranidae
Gene: RNF208
Product: ring finger protein 208
Exons: 2
Coding region: 1031-1828 (265 amino acids)
Biological process (GO): protein ubiquitination
Molecular function (GO): ubiquitin protein ligase activity
Source: RefSeq, a predicted model, not a curated record